AUGUACCAGACGACAGACCCUCAUGAAGGUUGGCAAUUGGCACUGCCCGCGAUGGUCCCUCAUUCUUCAGAAGGUUGGCAAUUGGCACUGCCCGCGAUGGUCCCUCAUUCUUCAGAAGGUUGGCAAUGGCAAACGCGACAAAUAGAUACUUCGCGUCCGUGA
Ambispora leptoticha is the source of this 162-nucleotide messenger RNA. NCBI's taxonomy places the organism in Eukaryota, Fungi, Glomeromycota, Glomeromycetes, Archaeosporales, Ambisporaceae. The record is from the annotation of a GenBank genome assembly.